Molecule: messenger RNA, 1290 nt
Organism: Andrographis paniculata
Lineage: Eukaryota; Viridiplantae; Streptophyta; Magnoliopsida; Lamiales; Acanthaceae
Exons: 8
Coding region: 230-1114 (294 amino acids)
Biological process (GO): U4 snRNA 3'-end processing; U5 snRNA 3'-end processing; exonucleolytic trimming to generate mature 3'-end of 5.8S rRNA from tricistronic rRNA transcript (SSU-rRNA, 5.8S rRNA, LSU-rRNA)
Cellular component (GO): cytoplasmic exosome (RNase complex); nuclear exosome (RNase complex)
Source: RefSeq, a predicted model, not a curated record
AUGUAUCCCUGUUUUGUUUGACACUAAUUGAGAAUCUAAUUCCUGGUCGAGAUUUUUUGUGGCUUCUUCGUACCCACUCUGCUUGAGAUAUAUGAUCAACUGAUAACAAUGUAACCUGCUUCUUAUUCAAAGAGUUCAAUAUGCAUAAGCAGUUACGCACAUGUGCAUCAUUUUGUGAACGAUAAUCGCUACGGUGAAUGUGUUAAUUGUGACGCAGUUUCUUUUAGUUAUGGUGGGGCUAUCUAUUGGAGAGCAAAACUUCAUAAAGGGUGGAAUUGCUCAGGAUCUGCGUACUGAUGGUCGAAGGAGACUAACAUACCGGCCCAUUUUUGUUGAAACUGGUGUCAUUCCUCAGGCAAGUGGCUCUGCGAGAGUGAAAUUGGGGGCAACAGAAGUUAUUGCCAGUGUGAAGGCUGAGCUUGGAAAGCCAAAUCCAUUUUAUCCCGACAAAGGAAAAGUUUCUAUCUAUAUUGAUUGCAGCCCAACAGCCGAACCUGCUUUUGAGGGAAGAGGGGGUGAAGAAUUAUCUGCAGAGCUCUCUUCUGCACUUCAACGAUGUUUGUUGGGUGGUAAGAGUGGGGCAGGAGCUGGUAUCGAUCUCUCAUCUCUGUCCAUCGUUGAAGGGAAAGUAUGUUGGGAUCUUUACAUAGAUGGUCUUGUUGUCAGUUCUGACGGCAAUGUCCUAGAUGCCUUGGGAGCUGCCAUCAAGGCAGCUCUAAGCAACACAGCUAUUCCAAAAGUCAAUGUUGCUUCCAACGCUGCCUCCGACGAGCAGCCAGAGGUUGAUGUGAGCGACGAGGAAUUUCUCCAGUUCGACACCUCUGGAGUCCCAGUCAUAAUUACUCUAACCAAGGUCGGGAGGCAUUACAUUGCGGACGCCACUUUGGAAGAGGAGUCCCAAAUGAGCUCGGCUGUCACCAUCUCUGUCAACCGGCAGGGGCAGAUAUGCGGGCUAACAAAACGGGGAGGCGUGGGACUCGACCCAAGCAUCAUACUGGACAUGAUAUCCGUGGCCAAACAUGUAAGUGAAGAGUUGAUCAAGAAAUUAGAUGCAGAAAUAGCUGCAGCCGAGGCUUGCAAUGAGGAAGAUGAUGAUCUUGAUAUCGAUUCUUAGCUCCGCUACGGGUAAUUGGUCCGUACAUGUUGAACUUUAUACAGCGAUUUUGAAAUUUUAGAUAUAACGAGGAAAAAAAUUAUCUGAUGUGAUGUUUUUAGAAUAUUGAAUAGUGUUAAAGUUUUUAAAUUUGUUAUGUAGACAGAACCUAAUUUUUAUUAGAAUCUUAUAUUCAA